AAAAAUAUAUAUAUACUUUACAUACUUACAUAUAAAAAUAUAACUAUGUUAUAAAGAAGAAAAAACAGUAAAGAAAACUUGAAUAGCGAAAAUUAUAAAAACAAAGAGAUGACAAGUGUUGAAAAUUAAUAAAUGCAUUUAUUAUAAAAACAAAUUUUCAGGAAAAAAUAAAGUUAUAAAAAAAAGGAAACAUUCCCCUUAUUUUUAUUUUUUCUUCAAAAUAAACAUAUUUUUUAAAGAAAUAUUCUAUAUAUAAAUACAAGCUGAAAAACAUAUACUUAUCCUCAAUACUUUUGAAAAUGUUGUAUAUAAAAUUAAAAAUCUUAUAAAGGAUUAUACAAAGGAUAUUCAUAAAACUGAAUGGAAUUGUUACUUUUUAACUACUACCCCAGUUCUAUUUAUUAUAAAAAUAUUUUACAAAGUCGUACAUUUAUAAUUACUAUUCAAUUGUUUUAAUAGCUCAACAACUACUACUAUUACUCAUCAUACUAUUGCUAAAGAACAUAAAGAAAAUAUCAAAAAAAAAAUCAUAAUAAAAUUAUAAAAAAAAAAUAUACAAAAAAUUUAAAAAAUAUUCAUUUGUCACAAUUUUAAAAAAAUAUAUCCAUGUUCCGGAUACGACGAAAAAGGAGUUCAUUUAAUAAUAUUAAACGUCGUAAGAGAAGGAAAAAAUUAAAUAUAAAGAAAAUAUAAUAAAACAGCAAAAAAGAACAACAAUAUUAUUCGUUAUAAAAGAAAGAAAUAAAAUAAAUUAAAAAAAAAUAUAAAAAAAUAAAAAAUAUUUUUUAAAUAAAAACAAAAACCAAAAUUAAAUUAAAUAUUAUUAUACAUAGUACAUAUAAUAAUAAUAUAUCUACUUAUUAUAUACAAACACACAUAUACACAUGUAUAAAAUAAUUUAAUUUGUUAAUAUAAUAAAGAUAACAGGUAUAAUUACAAAAAGAAAAAGAGAGUAAGAAUAAUAAAAAAUUAUGGAAAAAACAAAAAUAUAAGAGAAGGAAAAAAUUCAUUAUAAAAGUUUUGUAAUAAAACAAGAGAUAAUUAAAUAAUAUGUGUAUAACAAUAAUAAGAAAACUAAAUAUAAGAUAAUAAUUAAAGUUAAGGAGAAAAUUUUUACAAAAUGACACGUUAUAAAAUAAAAAAUCAAAAAAUAUUAACUUGUUGUUCAAUAUUAGUGGCCUUAUUGGCACAUUUAGUUAAAUGUAGUGAAUUUCCAGAACGUGAAUGUUGUGAUUUAACAACAACAUCAACUGUUGGCCCAUUAUUAAUACCACCGGCGGCAGCAACUGAAAAAACAACAAUAACAACAUCAUCAGCACAAGUAAUACCAACUGGUAGAUCAGGGUCUAAUAUUAAGGCUGCCAUUGCAAUAUUAAAUUGUAUUUUAGCAAGACAAUUAUGUUUUGAAGAUCCAUCAUGUUCGGCCAUAUUAGAAAUUAUUCCUCGUGUUUGUGGACCAAUACCAGUGGCAUGUGCUACUGUUACGGUAACGAAAUGUCAAGCAGCAUUGAGAACACUUCAAGCGUUUCCAUUUUUUCGUCCAACAUGUCUGUGUAAAGAACCAGGAGUUGAUCCAGACUGUAAUAAUUUUCGUGAUUUUCUUUUUGAUCAUCCGUGUGGUUUCGUUCUUAAGAAAGCGGAAAAAGAUCCUUAUCCAAUUGAUGCACUACCGACAUGUAAUCAUGCGCUAUCAGUAUGCCAACAAGAAAGAAAAUGUUCUAAAUUAUUUGAUGAUUUUAAAUUAAAUUGUAAAGUUCGAGACAAUAAAUGUCGAAUGGAUGACAGAGAUUUAUGCCACGAAUCAUGGACAAAUUUAAGAUUAUCCCCUAUGUUUGGUUGCAUCUGUCCAAAUAAUCAUAUGAAACGACGAUGUGAUCGAAUAUUUAAUGUUGUCAAUCACAAUCCAUGUGUUGACCUUAUAUUGAUAUCACAAAUACUUGAUCAUCAAUUACCACAAUCAUCGGAGUCAUCGAAUUCAGUAUAUUAUUCAGAUUCAAAUGAAGAAACAACAAUUAUUAAUAAUAAUUAUAAUAAUAAUUCAACAAAACAAUUGUUAUAUACUGUUGUUGGUGGUGUAUCAUCAUUUUUUAGUUUUUUAUUUCCAUCGAAAAAAAUUCCAUUAGCAUUGGCAUCAUUACGUCCAGCAACUGAUGAUGAACAUACAAAUAAUCAACAUCAUGAAGAUCGUAUUGAUAUUGAUAUGGAUGGUGAUACUAUUAUUGAUAAUGAUAAUAUAAAUGAUAUGAAUAUGUAUAAUAUUAAUUUAAAUCAAAGACAUCAUAUAUUUAAAAAUACAAAAAUAAAAUAUAAUAAUAAUAAUAAAGGACAUAGUAUAUAUGAUGAAGAUGAAUUAUCACCAACUCAAAUACCACCAAUACAACAACAACAAUCACCACCGCGUUUUAGGGAAUUUUAUAAUAAAAAUAUAACAAAUAUUAAUUAUAAUAUUUACAAUAAUAAUAAUAAUAAAUAUAACAGUCAUGAUUAUAAUAAUAAUGCAUUUGAGCACAAAACAGCUGAGAAAUAUUAUAGCACAACUGCACCAAUAGAUGAGCACAAUCACCAUUUGCACAAUACUAUUAAUAAUAAUGACUUGAAUUACAAUAAUAGCAUUAGUAGCAUCAACUAUCAUCAUAGGGGAAAAACCGUAUCAAAUACUAUCGGUAAGAUAAUAAAUAAUAUUGAUGGCCAACAAAAUAGGCCAACAACAAUUGGUGGAGACCAAUAUCAUCAUCAACAACACAAUCAUCAUCAUCAUCAUCGUCAUAAUUGGGAUUUUAAAAAUAUGAACAUGGAUGAAAGGGUCAGAGUUAUGGGAAUGGAUGAUACCUACCAUCAAACAGUCUAUGACGAAAGUUUGGCACUCAUUGAUACUCCACUUAUAGUUUCAACCAGUACACAUUCCUUCCAUCAUCAUAAGGCUGUCACAUAUCCAUACAAUUUGACUGCAUUCCAAGGAACCAAUACUGCAUCAAUGGAAGUAGAUGGCAGUAGCACCAACGGCUAUGAUUAUAAAAGUGGACAAGAAGCGCAAACAGAUCGUUCAGCAGAAAUAAUGAAACUACAUUUUCAGAGUAACUGCCAUACAGCAUUGGAUGCUUGUAGAGAAGAUCCGUCCUGUUCAACAUCAUUACAACCAAUGUUAAUACAUUGUGAAUCGCAUCGAUGCAAUCGUAAUGCAUGCAUGGCUGCUCUACAACAAUUCUAUAAAGGUCCACAUGAAGAUUUAAGUUUGGAUAUUGCAUUCUGUUUAUGCAAGAAAAUACCAAGCCGUCAUGAUGUAUGCAUGAUCGCACAAGAAAAACUUCAUCCGGUAUGUGCACAAAGACCACCUGAAAACUUAUAUCCACAAAAUUCAAAUGGAAUAUAUUAUCAUCCACCACCAGGAUGUCACAUUGUAGCUGAUUUAUGUAAAGAGGAUCGAGAGUGCAGAAUAAAAUUAGAAUUCUAUGAGCAAGCAUGUGCGGUCGAUAGUGUUACAAGAAAAUGUGCUGGAAGACCAAGUAGUUGUCGUUCUGCAUUGAUUGGUAUUUUAGGAACGCCUUUACGUAUAAAUUGUGCAUGUCAAGGAACGGACGAAACAAAUUUAUAUCAAUGUUUGGGAUGGCAAAGAUUAUUGUGGUUGAAUCCAUGUGUUGUUGAAGCUCAAAAAGAUUUUCAUGUUAAGAGAUUAGCUGAAUUAGGUUUAUUAACAACAUUAGCUACAACUACUACAACAACAACAACUACAACAACAACUACAACACCAGCACCAACUCGCCCACCAAUUGUUGUUUAUCAAAAAACAACAAGAACACCUAUUAUACCGAAAAUUACUGUACCAAAACCAAGGCCACCAAUUCAUUCAAAUGAAAUUGAAGAACAACUUCCAGUAACAUUAAAAGAGAAUGAACCAAAUAAUAAUGAUUUAGAUGAACUUGAUAAAAAUAAUGAUGAUACAUAUGAACCACAAGAGUCUGAAGAAUCUGAAGGUAAAGAUAUUAUACCAGUAUAUCCAACAGAAUUAAUACCAACACCAGAAUUAACAACGGUUUCAACAACAACAUCAACAACAACUGAACCAACAACAACACAAGCACCAAGAAAUUGUGUAGUCCAGCGUCCACACCAAUCAGAUCAAUUAAUUCCAGAAGGAAUGAGUAGGAGAAUUUAUCUAUUGGAAGAAUCUGAAUGCAGUGAUCUGUGUACCUGUGGUGAAUCACUAACAUUAACAUGCCAUGCACUUUGUGUGCAAUUUACACCAUGUAGGACAGCGCUUGCAUUUUAUAGUCAUGCAUCACCAGCAUACCAAGCGUAUCGUGGUAGAUGUUUAUGCUAUUCAGGACGUUUUAUAUGCAUGAAACCACCUCUUGGAGAAUAUACAUUACCAGGUGGAAUAUUUUUAUUACUCGGUUAUAGUUCCACAGAUGAAGCAUUAUUGAGACCUCAUACAAAUUUAGGUGUACAAGAUGCUGUAAGAGCUUUACAACAAUAUGUUAUUAAACAUAUUAAUAAUGAGACACAAUGUGUCCUAACACUAUUCAAUAUGACAGACGAAAAUGUCAUAAUAUCAGCUCAAAUUCCAUCAAAUGAUCCAAAAGUAAAAUCAAUAGAUAUGUUGAGAAGAGAAAAGGACGAAUGUACACCAAUUUUACAAACGAUUAGUGAUCAUAUUAAUAGUGAACAUAGUGAAUUACAAGCUCAUCGAUUACUUAGCAUAUUUAAAAUGUCUGAAGUUGAAGUGAUUUGGCCAGAUAAUAAUGGUGGCGCUGGUUUAACAACGUCAAUUCAUAAUAAAAUUAAAAUUUUUAAUUUUGAUAUAGCUACAAAAUAUAUAUUUUUUAUUUUAACUAUAGUUAUAACAAUGUCAACAUCAUCAAUACAAAAUUAUUUUACAACUUCUACCAUCAGUUGGAUAUUUGUAACAAAAGAAAUAUUUACAGGGACAUGACAUUAGUUUCAAUAACCAAAAAAAAAUUAGAAAGACCUUAAUAUUAUUAUUCAACCACAACAACAAAUAAAAUAUAAACAAUUAAAUAAAUACAAUAAAUAUUUAUAAGAAAAUUUAAUAUAUAUAUAUAUAUAUAUAUACAUUAAUAAUAUAAUUAUAAAGUUAUUAAUAUUAAAUUAUAUUAUAAAAUAAAUACCAUUAAAAAUAAGUUAUGGCGCAUAAUAAAAAUAGAAAAAUAAAAAAUGCUAGAAAUAAUUAAAAUAAAUUGAAAAAAAAAAAAGAAAACAUAGAAUUUUUUUUUACGAAAAGCUGUAAAGGAUAAUGUGGAAUAAAUAUUGUAUAAAUAUACACACAUAAAUAUAAAAUAAAAUGUU
This is a messenger RNA of Condylostylus longicornis, 5304 nucleotides long. RefSeq lists its product as uncharacterized. Gene Ontology annotation, biological process: nervous system development. Gene Ontology annotation, molecular function: signaling receptor activity. The transcript has 20 exons. Gene Ontology annotation, cellular component: signaling receptor complex; external side of plasma membrane. The record is from RefSeq and is a predicted model, not a curated record. NCBI's taxonomy places the organism in Eukaryota, Metazoa, Arthropoda, Insecta, Diptera, Dolichopodidae. Bases 1121 to 4930 code for a protein of 1269 amino acids.